AUGGACAUCAAGGAAAAGGACCACAACUUCCGAGCGUCGCCACGUGCGGAUUCUUUCAUUGCCGUUUCUGACGACUCGAUGGACGCCGAUGACGUGCAGUCGCCAGCGCCCGUGGAAGACGAGGCCGUCAUCAAAUGCGUCUGCGGCUUCGGAAAGGGCUAUGACGAUGACGACGCCAUCAUAUGUGAUAAUUGCCGGACCUGGCAGCAUACCUUGUGCUAUUUCUACCAGAGACCGCUGCCAUCAGACGACGAGCAGUAUCUGUGCCUGGAUUGCGGAGGAGCACGUGAUGACCUCGACAUAAAUGCCGCAGCAGUGAGGAUGCGUCGGAAGAUCCGAACGCUUGCCACCAUCGCGGAUCGCAUCUCAGAGCUCUCGUGCGAGAUCGUAGCGCGCAACGAGGAGCUGGACAAGCUGGGCUGCGAACUGUCCUGCGUGGAGAGCGACAUUUACCUUAAGGGUCCGUUGCUAGCUGAGCACGGCACAGCCGCUUCAUGGGCUGUGCUAGAUGAGUGGCACGAGGAGUAUUCGCUUCUUCGAUAUGAGAUCGACAAAACCAUCGCCGAGAGAGACGCAAUUCGCGCACGCGUUGAUGAGCUGGAAGACGACGCGAAUCGCGUGAAACGAAACGAGCCGACCAAAGCGGAGGAGUUGAAGUCAAGGUUGGAUGAUGAGGCGGCAGGACCAAAGCUGUGGACCACUGCGUGCUCGCUGGGCAAUCGGGCGGCGGUUCCGCACUCGCUGCCACCGAUCCUGGAGCGAGCUCUAGGAAGGAGUACAAAGAAGAAGCGGAAAGCUGGUCGAUUACGCUAA
Molecule: messenger RNA, 813 nt
Organism: Verruconis gallopava
Lineage: Eukaryota; Fungi; Ascomycota; Dothideomycetes; Venturiales; Sympoventuriaceae
Exons: 1
Coding region: 1-813 (270 amino acids)
Source: RefSeq, a predicted model, not a curated record